UGAGGAAAGGCCGCCUGUGGGGGGCGCUGCUCCCGCCGGUCGCUGCCGUCCGUCCUUCCGUUCGUCGGUUCGCUCACUCGCAUCGCCUGCAACCCGAGAAGGGCCAGAAAAGAGAGAGGGAGAGAGCGAGCGAUGGCGGCGAGAGAGGCGAACCUGCGCUCCGUCUGCAUCCUACUGAUGUGUCUGUCGGGGGAGGUGUUGGGCGGGAGGGAUUUCUACCGGAUUCUGGGGGUCUCCAAAAGCGCCUCCGUGAAGGACAUCAAGAAAGCGUAUCGGAAGUUGGCGCUGCAGCUGCACCCGGACCGGAACCUGGACGACCCCGAGGCGCAGGACAAGUUUCAGGACCUGGGGGCAGCUUACGAGGUUUUGUCUGAUGAAGAAAAGAGAAAACAGUAUGAUCAUUAUGGUGAAGAAGGUUUAAAAGAAGGUCGGCAAGGUUCCCACGAUGACAUAUUUUCACACUUCUUUGGGGACUUUGGCUUCAUGUUUGGGGGAAACCCAAGGCAACAAGACCGGAACAUUCCGAGAGGAAGUGACAUUAUCGUGGAUCUUGAAGUUACACUUGAAGAAGUGUACUCGGGAAACUUUGUAGAAGUUGUAAGAAACAAACCAGUGGCAAAACACGCCUCAGGGAAGAGGAAAUGCAACUGUAGACAAGAAAUGAGAACAACACAGUUGGGUCCGGGCAGGUUCCAGAUGACUCAGGAGAUGGUUUGUGAUGAGUGCCCUAAUGUUAAGCUUGUAAAUGAGGAGCGAACACUCGAGGUAGAGAUAGAGCCCGGUGUUAGGGAUGGAAUGGAAUAUCCUUUCAUUGGCGAAGGUGAACCUCAUAUAGAUGGAGAGCCAGGAGAUCUGAAAUUUAGAAUAAAAGUUUUAAAGCAUCCAGUAUUUGAGAGAAGGGGUGAUGAUCUGUACAGUAAUGUUACAAUUUCACUAGUGGAGGCCUUGGUAGGAUUUGAAAUGGUUAUUACACAUCUGGAUGGACACAAGGUGCAUAUAGUUAGAGACAAAACCACAAAACCGGGUGCAAAACUUUGGAAGAAGGGCGAGGGACUACCAAACUUUGACAACAAUAAUAUUAAAGGUUCUUUGAUAAUCACAUUUGAUGUGGACUUCCCCAAGGAUCAACUAACAGAUGAUCAGAAAGAAGGUGUAAAACAAUUGAUUAAACAAGGACCAGUGAAGAAAGUUUACAAUGGACUUCAGGGAUAUUGAUGUAAACCGAAAUAAAGCAGCCUUCUAUUUGAUAAUUAAAUUUAAUCUGUGGCUUUAUUUAUUAUCUGAGAUUUCUAAUGUUGAAUUUGCUUGGUGGCAGGGAAUUGCUUAUAUUUGUGUGUGUUUACACAACACUAUAUAUUUUUCCCACUUAAUUAACUUUCCAAUCUUGCCCUCUCCCCCCAAAAAAAAACUAUAAUUUAAAAAAAAUCCUGAUAUUGGCCAUGUUCAGAUAUCAACACUGACCAGGUGUCUCAAACAUGUUGACAUUUGUGAACAAAUAAUUUUCAGUGUUCAUCUUCCAAAAAAGAAUGAUGGCCUUCAGAUUUUCUCCCCAACUGUCUUUUUGUUGAAAAUGUGGUGUUUAGGGAUUUUAUUUUGUUUGAUUGACUCUUGUUUGUUUGAUUUCAGCCAACAGCUGGAUAGGUCAGGGUCACUUUAUUUCAGACUAUUGUUUCUUGAAGGUGUUAUCGAACAUAACCACAAGCUGCAAUGCAAGUGUCCCUGUAACAUCUGAUGAAACGGACUGUGUCAUUUGAUGCAAUAGAAUGCGUCAUCUCAUGAAAUGUGCAAAUGCAACAUUAUUUAGCUCAGAUAUUUCAAUGUGAUUUUUGGUUUAACCUGUUUUCACCUAAAAUGUCAACAGAAAUAACAAAAACCUCUUUUGUUGGAAUGUAUUGACCUCGAUGUCAACAAAAGUAAUUAGUUACUGUACAUUCUACAGUGGGAAAAUGUGUCAUGCAGAAAGAUUGUUUAUGCAAGUGGUGGUAAAUAUGGCAAUAAUGUUGUAAACUGACCAUUCAUACACUUUAUGGACUAAAAUGUAGAGGGAAAAACAUUGUAUUCAAACCAAGGCAGGAUGACCAACACAUCUCGUGCACAUAUUUUCAAUUGACUCCAAGCCUCCCUCCAACUGGAUUGUCCAACAAGUUUAAAAUGCAGUGUAAUGUGUUUAAAGCUUGAAGGCUAAACUAUAAAAUGACAUUAAGACUGAACUUUUGAGGCAAUGGAUAGAUUUUAUGUCAGGAUCUAUCUGCUCAAAAUAGCAACAAAAGUUCCACUGGUCAAUCUGCAACUACUGUAUAUUUGAAACCAGACUGAUAUUAGAACGUCUGAGCAUCGAUUGGGCAUUUUAACAUCAUCCUUCAAAUGGAAGAAGCUCCCAGUACUUUUGGUUUGGUUAUAUCCUUUGGUGCAUACUUAAGUUGAUGGUUAUAUGCCUAAUACAGUUUAAAGUUUAAAUGUUAAACCCAAAGAGUUAAAACAAUGGAUGUCAAAUGCCAUCCAUUCAAAACUGAAGGAUACAAAUGUGUUUGUUGUUAGUUUGUGUGUUAUAGAGUUACAGACUGGGUGGGGAGAGGGGAAGAUCUAUUGGAUCAGUACAAUCCAAUGUUAUUCAUGGUUUCUCAAAGAAUUGUAUUUCUAUCUUUCCAAAUUCAGUCCAUUGUGUAGGUUUAGAUUUCUGCUGUUGGAAGAGUUUACUGUUUUCCCAUAAUUUUUGACCGAAGCAAAAUUGCAAGCAAAUGUUACUCAGAAAAGGUUUUUCACGUGGAAAGUGAACGUUCUAAAACGCAAAAUACAAUUUUGUCUUGUUUUGUAUAUAUGGUUAAAUAAAAACUGUUAUGGUCUGUUAA
Molecule: messenger RNA, 2849 nt
Organism: Callorhinchus milii (elephant shark)
Lineage: Eukaryota; Metazoa; Chordata; Chondrichthyes; Chimaeriformes; Callorhinchidae
Gene: dnajb11
Product: DnaJ heat shock protein family (Hsp40) member B11
Exons: 10
Coding region: 133-1215 (360 amino acids)
Biological process (GO): protein folding; protein maturation
Cellular component (GO): endoplasmic reticulum
Molecular function (GO): misfolded protein binding
Source: RefSeq, a predicted model, not a curated record